This is a messenger RNA of Gorilla gorilla gorilla (western lowland gorilla), 1891 nucleotides long. RefSeq lists its product as uncharacterized. The record is from RefSeq and is a predicted model, not a curated record. The transcript has 6 exons. Lineage: Eukaryota; Metazoa; Chordata; Mammalia; Primates; Hominidae. The coding region runs from base 1 to 1680 and encodes 559 amino acids. Gene Ontology annotation, molecular function: serine-type endopeptidase activity. Gene Ontology annotation, biological process: proteolysis.
AUGCAGAGGCCCAGAGACCUGGGCCAGGGCCAGGAGUGGGUCUGCAGGCCCUUCACCCACGUCACCUGCUACCCGAUGGCUGUCCCCAGGCCCUUCACCCACGUCACCUGCUACCCGACGGCCGUCCCCAGGCCCUUCACCCACAUCACCUGCUACCCGACGGCCGUCCCCAGGCCCUUCACCCACGUCACCUGCUACCCGAUGGCUGUCCCCAGCACCCUCACCCACGUCACCUGCUACAUGAUGGCCAUCCCCAGGCCCUUUACCCACAUCACCUGCUACCCAAUGGCCGUUCCCAGCACCCUCACCCACGUCACCUGCUACCCGAUGGCCGUCCCCAGGCCCUUCACCCACAUCACCUGCUACCUGAUGGCUGUCCCCAGCACCCUCACCCACGUCACCUGCUACCCGAUGGCCGUCCCCAGGCCCUUCACCCACGUCACCUGCUACCUGAUGGCUGUCCCCAGCACCCUCACCCACGUCACCUGCUACCCGAUGGCCGUCCCCAGGCCCUUCACCCACAUCACCUGCUACCUGAUGGCUGUCCCCAGCACUCUCACCCACGUCACCUGCUACGUGAUGGCCGUCCCCAGGCCCUUUACCCACAUCACCUGCUACCCAAUGGCUGUCCCCAGCAUCCUCACCCACGUCACCUACUACAUGAUGGCCGUCCCCAGCACCCUCACCCACGUCACCUGCUACACGAUGGCCAUCCCCAGGCCCAUCACCCAUGUCACCUGCUACACGAUAGCUAGGAUGCAGGCCCACGGAGGCGUCCUGUGCCUGUCCCUGGGUCACCUCAACGCUGACGGAGAGCUGACCCCCUCGUCGAGCAGGGCCUGGAAGCUCCUGGCAUUGCAGGAGGGUGGGGCCCGGCUCCCUGACCUCCUUCGGUUGUUCCCAGCGCCCGUCCCCGAGAACGACCUGGUGGGCAUCGUGGGGGGCCACAACGCCCCCCAGGGGAAGUGGCCGUGGCAGGUCAGCCUGAGGGUCUACAGCUACCACUGGGCCUCCUCGGCGCACAUCUGUGGGGGCUCCCUCAUCCACCCCCAGUGGGUGCUGACUGCCGCCCACUGCAUUUUCCGGAAGGACACCGACCCGUCCACCUACCGGAUCCACGCUGGGGACGUGCAUCUCUACGGGGGCCGGGGGCUGCUGAACGUCAGCCGGAUCAUCGUCCACCCCAACUAUGUCACUGCUGGGCUGGGUGCGGAUGUGGCCUUGCUCCAGCUGGUGAGCCCCGUGAUCUGUGCCGCUAAUGUCAGGAUGGUCAAGCUCUCCCCGGUCUCGCUGGAGCUCACCCCGAAGGACCAGCGCUGGGUGACUGGCUGGGGAGUGAUCAGGAUGUUCGAGUCGCUGCUGCCGCCCUACCGCCUGCAGCAGGUAAGUGUGCAGGUGCUGGAGAACGCCGUCUGUGAGCAGCCAUACCGCAACGCCGCAGGGCACACUGGCGACCAGCAGCCCAUCCUGGAUGACAUGCUGUGUGCCGGCAGCGAGGGCCGCGACUCCUGCUACGGUGACUCCGGCGGCCCUCUGGUCUGCAGGCUGCGGGGGUCCUGGCGCCUGGUGGGGGUGGUCAGCUGGGGCUACGGCUGUACCCUGUGGGACGUUCCCGGCAUCUACACCCACGUCCAGACCUACGUGCCCUGGAUCCUGCAGCAAGUCGGGGAGUUGCCCUGAGCAGGCCGGGCUGGGCUCCCACCUGGGUCGGCUGAGGAGGGACCAGGACCUUCCUCCUCCCAGCGAUCUCCGCUUCGGCCUCCGCUGCAGGCCACCGGCUCGAGCCCGGCUUCUCUGGCUCCUCAGCGCCCAGGACCUCCCUGAUGCCGGGGUGGGGAAGGGGCCGGGGAAGGGAGGGUGGGGGCCUCGCUGCGUCUCUGUCUGAUUAAAG